AUGCCGCGACGCGCUCGAGUCCAUUGCGUUUCCCUUCGUUCUUCGCUUGUAAACUUGCCGAUAUCACUUUAUGGGCCUCUAGUCGAGCGUAGCAUUCGACCCCAACACCUUGCCGUUCAUUUGACGCUGGAAAAUGCCGCUAGGACAGAGGUUUUCGUCGGAUGGACUGGAAUGGCAUCUGCUUCCUCUCUAGCCCAAUUCAAUUCCUCCGAUCCAGGCCUAGAGACGGUUGAGAUUGACCCACAAUAUGCAUCAAGCCUUGGGUUAAAACAAAAUGACACAGUAGAAAUUGGUCUGGUUCACGACCUCCCUCUAGCAACGUCGGUAGCCACAGAGCCAUUGACUGCCGAUGAUUGGGAAAUUAUAGAAAUUCAUGCUUCGCAUGUUGAAUCCACACUCCUCUCGCAAGUGCGUGUCGCAAAAGUUGAUCAAGAAAUUGACGUCUGGGUGCUGGGGAGGACUCGAGUGCGUUUACGAGUUGUCUCUGUCUCGCCUGAAUCAAAAGGAAACGCUCUGUUGCUCACCACGAACACCGAAGUUUCAAUCUCCCCCAAGCUACAUGGCAAAAAACUCGUGACUCCUGCUCGACCCACAGUGAAUGGCGUUUCUUCAAGUACAACCCACGCCCAUGCGCCUCCGGAGGACCCCAAAACUGUUGUAACAUCAGAAAGACUACGCGUUAUACGGCCUCAAGCGCUGGCUACCGCUUUCCCGGAACAUUCAGGAUCAGAGUUGCUAGCUUUGGUUCCCUCAAACACCUUUACGUUGCUCUUUCCAACUGUCCGCCCAGAAAAUGACACAUACCAUCGUGUAUCGGUGAAACGCCUCACCCCUCCAACUGAUCCUCUUGCGAGUAGCUCAUCUGACUCGCCAGUCCCGCCUCCACGGAUGCUCAAGGCAGGCGGCACUACAGAAACUACGUCUACGGGGGAUUCUCAACCAACGGAAUUGUUUAUAAGAGGGGCUGAAAGUGUUCCUGAUGGUCAUAUCGCGCUUUUACCUGUCAAAGGAAUCGAUGAGUGGGAUCUGCUUAGGCUUUCACAAUCCCCAGAAACUUCUAAACGCUCCUCGCCUUCGAAGCCAUGGUCCCCCAGCCCCUCAUCGGCACAUCUUUUGGCUGGCGUUGACGACUUGCUACAUCGCUGUGCACAGUUCUGUAUCCGAAAGUUUGCAAUGCAUUCUGUGAUUGAUGCUGUCCACGGAGGCAAGUUGAGGGAAUGUAGUUCACCGCUAUCGACUAAUAAAAAAAAUCCAGUCUCCUCGGUCCUCAUAACUGGACGCUCUGGCAGCGGGAAAACAUCCAUUGUGCGGUCUGUAGCAAAAAGACUACAGGAAAAUUCUACCGCCUUGGCAUAUACAUUAUAUGUUGACGUCGCUCGCGUCUCAAACCAACCUAUCCCCGUUGUCAAGGCCCUUUUGACUUACUGGUUUGAAAAGGCCGUCUGGCAUCGACCGACCGUCCUGAUACUGGACAAUCUCGAGAAGCUGGUUGGGGCAGAAGCAGAGCACGCAGAUUCGUUCAGGACUCGUCAAAUCACAGAGCUAUUUGUUGCCCUGUUCUCUUCGUCCGCGCGCUCUAGCCACCCCAAUUCCAAAGGAGUUGUGCUUAUCGCCACGGCUGCUUCUCCGGCAAGCCUGCACCCUCGAAUCAAUCGCGCACAUAUAUUCGAAGAGACGCUGAUGAUCAAAUCCCCCAAUAAGAAUGCGCGAAAAGAGAUUCUUGCCCAUAUGGUUCAAGAGCGUUUGGAGGCAGCCAGAGAUAUGCAACCUGACCCCGACGCGCCCCUCAACUACGCCGCGAUUGCAACGCAAACAGAGGGAUACUCUGCCGUCGAUUUACAGGAUCUUGUCGCCCGGGCAAUUCACCAAAUGGCCAUGAGGUCGUCGACUAGCAAUUCCCCAGCCAUCCUCACGUCGAAUGAUUUCGAGCUGGCUCAAGUCGAUUUCGUCCCAUUGUCUUUGCGGGAAACAAAACUCCAAAAGUCAGAUGUCUCGUGGGAGGACAUUGGGGGACUCCAUGAAACCCGUCGAGUGCUCAGGGAAACCCUCGAAUGGCCAACUAAAUACGGGCCAAUUUUUGCCCAAUCUCCACUCCGUUUGCGCUCAGGCUUACUGCUAUAUGGAUAUCCUGGCUGCGGGAAGACGCUGCUUGCGUCCGCUGUCGCCAAAGAAUGCGGGCUCAAUUUCAUCAGCGUAAAAGGGCCGGAGAUUCUGAACAAGUAUAUUGGAGCGAGCGAACAGUCCGUGCGAGACUUGUUUGAGCGUGCUUCCGCUGCCAAACCAUGCAUUCUAUUUUUCGACGAGUUCGACUCGAUUGCCCCCAAAAGAGGACACGACAGCACUGGCGUAACUGACCGGGUAGUCAACCAGAUGCUAACGCAAAUGGAUGGUGCGGAAGGCUUGGACGGUGUAUAUGUGCUUGCUGCCACCAGUCGUCCAGAUCUCAUUGAUUCAGCACUUCUCCGACCAGGACGACUAGACAAAUCCCUCCUGUGCAACAUGCCAGACGUCGAGGAACGCAAAGACGUUAGUCACCACCUGGCAACGCGUUAUAACAUCCUGAAAGAAAUCCUGCAGAUUCUCAAUGCAGUAUCACGGAAAGUCACCGUAUCACCAGACCUCAAAUUCGACGAAAUCGCCCAAGCCACAGAAGGCUUCUCUGGCGCGGACCUCCAAGCGCUCUUAUAUAAUGCUCAUCUCGAGGUCGUGCAUUCGUCGCUCUCCAUCGCACCCACCGCAGAACAAGGCUCCAGUCGUUUAGAAGAACCCCCUGUUGCCUUCAAGAUAAUUGGGGGUCCUGCGAAUAAAGUAACGAGCCGGGCAGAUGACAUGGCGCUACAACGACGGCUCCGCCAAAUUAUGUCCUCCCAAACUACCACUCGUGUUUCGAAGGAUUCCUCGGGCUCAACGACCAAACCACGCCAUGAAAUUACUUCUGCGCAUAUUACCAAGGUGCUCGAUACGAUGCGACCCUCAGUUUCCUUAGAGGAACGACAAAGGCUAGACCGAAUAUAUCGCGCAUUUACGUCAGACCGGAGCGGCGAGCUGGAAAGCCCUCCUGAGGUGCACGGAAUUGGUAAUCGAGUGUCUCUUGCAUAA
Molecule: messenger RNA, 3099 nt
Organism: Mycena indigotica
Lineage: Eukaryota; Fungi; Basidiomycota; Agaricomycetes; Agaricales; Mycenaceae
Product: putative peroxisomal biogenesis AAA ATPase pex1
Exons: 18
Coding region: 1-3099 (1032 amino acids)
Biological process (GO): protein import into peroxisome matrix
Cellular component (GO): cytosol; peroxisomal membrane; peroxisome
Molecular function (GO): ATP hydrolysis activity; ATP binding
Source: RefSeq, a predicted model, not a curated record